Messenger RNA from Camellia sinensis, 756 nucleotides. NCBI's taxonomy places the organism in Eukaryota, Viridiplantae, Streptophyta, Magnoliopsida, Ericales, Theaceae. The record is from RefSeq and is a predicted model, not a curated record.
AAGAGUUCCCGAAUGAGGCCAAAGCAAGAGAGAGGGAGGAAGAAAACAAGGGAGACAAGAGGAAGAAAAAAGAAGGUGAAGACGACAGAUCAAGUUAGGCCAUGGGUGAUUUCUCAGCUUUGAAUUCUGUCUCCAGAUCAAGUUAGAUCGUUGUUGAGCGAUUCGCUUUCGAUCUUCAAUUCAGAGAUAUGUGGUUCAAAACACAUCCUUUCUUAGGCCAUGGGUGAAUCUUGGUCAAAGCUGGGCUCGAAAUCGAAAGAUCUAUCGAGGCUUGGCUCUUUUUAUGGGGCUGCGUACGUUGGCAGGAUAUAUCAGAACAUCAUCCAAAAAUGGUCCAUGGUGGUUUCUACAUCAGGACUUGAAGGGAUCUGCGUAAUGAGGGCACUUCUACCAGAGCCUUGGACACUUUUUACCAGAACACUUUUACCACUUUUUGGUCUUGUUGUUGGAAGUGUUUUUUUUUUUUUUGAUAUGUCUAAGAAAAUUGUUGGAGGUGUUUUAAAAACAAUAGUUCAAUCUCUUCAAUCUUUUUAGUUUUUUUUAAUCUUAUUGAGGUGGUGGUAAUUUUCAUUUUAUGGUUAAACCUUUUAAUUGUUGGAUUUAAAAAGGCCUUUUUAUCUUAUUGAGGUAGCGGUAAUUUUCAUUUUAUAGCUAAGCAUUUUAAUUGUUGGAUUUAAAAAGGCCUUCUAAUCAGUUUCAUUAUUAGGCACUAUCUAAUAAAUUGUAAUAUAAAAAUUUAUUACACAAAUUGUUCGA